CUGGAUACGGCUCACCUCACGUGUUGUAGCGAUCUUGCGUGCCCCCUGGCUUGCCUUGCCCGACUUAAGCCGACGAUACCAUUGCGUCAGGUGCUUGUGGGAAGACAAGCGGUAGUGCAACAUUUUGAUAGCUGACUCGUUGGUGACGACUCUGAUCAGUCAUAUUGGGAAAAACUGCUUUGUGUACUAUGUGUAGGCCAUAUAUACACUGCUUGCCGCAUCAACAUUGAGGGACUACUGGCUGGCUCCCAGCAUAGAGCCACCAGCUACCAUGUCUGCGACUGAAACCGGCGCCAGUGUGCGGCGCACCUUCAUUGACUACUUUAGCAAGAAGCAAGCCCACACCUAUGUCCACUCAUCCUCAGUCAUCCCAUUUGAGGACCCCACACUGCUGUUUGCCAAUGCAGGGAUGAACCAGUUCAAGCCAAUCUUCCUGGGCUCGGUGGAGCCGGGCAGCGAACAGAGCAGGCUGGUGCGCGCCGUCAACAGCCAGAAGUGCAUCCGCGCCGGCGGCAAGCACAACGACCUGGACGAUGUUGGCAAGGACGUUUACCACCACACAUUCUUCGAGAUGCUCGGCAACUGGAGCUUCGGCGACUACUUCAAGAAGGAGGUGUGCACGUGGGCCUGGGACCUGCUCACCAACGUGUACAAGCUGCCCAAGGACCGUAUGUACGUCACCUACUUCGAGGGCAAGCAGGACGCAGGGCUGGAACCCGACUUGGAGACCAAGGGCAUCUGGAAGUCGCUUGGGAUCCCGGAGAGCCGCAUCCUGAAGGGCAACAUGAAGGACAACUUCUGGGAGAUGGGCGACACGGGCCCGUGCGGCCCCUGCACCGAGAUCCACUUCGACAGGAUCGGAGGCCGCGACGCCGCCCACCUCGUCAACAUGGACGACCCCAACGUCGUCGAGAUCUGGAACCUGGUCUUCAUCCAAUUCAACAGGGAGACUGACGGCUCGCUGAAGCUGCUGCCCAAGAAGCACGUGGACUGCGGUCUGGGUUUGGAGCGCCUCGUCUCCAUCCUGCAGGGCAAGAUGUCCAACUACGACACGGACUUGUUCCAGCCCAUCUUCCAGCAGAUUACCAAGCUGACCGGCGCGCGGCCGUACACCGGUCACGUGGGUGCCGACGACACGGACGGCAUCGACAUGGCGUACCGCGUGCUGGCAGACCACGUGCGCACGCUCACCAUUGCCCUCUCGGACGGCGGCCGACCGGAUAACGUGGGCCGCGGGUACGUGCUGCGGCGCAUCCUGCGACGCGGCGUGCGCUACGCCACGGAGAAGCUGGGCGCCAAGCGGGGCGUGUUUGCAGCGCUCGUGCCCACCGUGGUGGCCGUGCUCGG
Pollicipes pollicipes is the source of this 1347-nucleotide messenger RNA. RefSeq names its product alanine--tRNA ligase, cytoplasmic (gene AlaRS). NCBI's taxonomy places the organism in Eukaryota, Metazoa, Arthropoda, Thecostraca, Pollicipedomorpha, Pollicipedidae. Gene Ontology annotation, cellular component: mitochondrion; cytoplasm. The record is from RefSeq and is a predicted model, not a curated record. Gene Ontology annotation, biological process: alanyl-tRNA aminoacylation. Gene Ontology annotation, molecular function: ATP binding; alanine-tRNA ligase activity; aminoacyl-tRNA deacylase activity.